UUCGUCAUGCCUGAGCCCGCGAAGUCCGCUCCUGCCCCGAAGAAGGGCUCCAAGAAGGCCGUGACCAAGGCGCAGAAGAAGGACGGCAAGAAGCGCAAGCGCAGCCGCAAGGAGAGCUACUCGGUGUACGUGUACAAGGUGCUCAAGCAGGUGCACCCCGACACGGGCAUCUCGUCCAAGGCCAUGGGCAUCAUGAACUCGUUCGUCAACGACAUCUUCGAGCGCAUCGCCGGCGAGGCGUCCCGCCUGGCGCACUACAACAAGCGCUCGACCAUCACGUCGCGGGAGAUCCAGACGGCCGUGCGCCUGCUGCUGCCCGGGGAGCUGGCCAAGCACGCCGUGUCCGAGGGCACCAAGGCCGUCACCAAGUACACCAGCUCCAAGUAAAUCCUGCCUCCCACGACUGGUAGUGGACCCAAAGGCUCUUUUCAGAGCCACUAAAGUUUCUUAAAAUAGCUGUGCAUCUUUUCUAAGUGUCUCUGGCUAAGCCUACGUUGCAGGUUUCAAAGUACGUAGGUCUCGCACC
Molecule: messenger RNA, 526 nt
Organism: Sorex araneus (European shrew)
Lineage: Eukaryota; Metazoa; Chordata; Mammalia; Eulipotyphla; Soricidae
Product: histone H2B type 1-C/E/F/G/I
Exons: 1
Coding region: 7-387 (126 amino acids)
Cellular component (GO): nucleosome
Molecular function (GO): protein heterodimerization activity; structural constituent of chromatin; DNA binding
Source: RefSeq, a predicted model, not a curated record